AUGCUUAGCCGCUCAAAGGUAAAGCUUAGUGGGUUUGACGUAAAUGCAUUGUACCCACAUGGCGUUCCAAAGCGGACCUUCCCGUACCGUGAGCACCCCAAGCAGAUUUCUACUGCUCCCACGGCUGGUGGUUUUUAUCUAACGAAAUAUGCUCUUGGAUGGCCCUUCCAGAUCCCUUUUGAGUGGCUCUUCUACCGGACUUCUAUCCUCACGUUUGUCGCUUGCGUGUUGUACGACCUCUUCUAUGGACUUCCUCUUCCUCUAAUGAAGGAAGUACCACCGGGCGCACCAAAACAUUUCUUCUUCAACAAUGCGGGUGGAACACCACAUCACUUGUGGCAAUACCAAGAUGGAUGGAAAGUGCCAAAUAUGUCCGGUGCGCGCCGGUGGGUCGACUAG
Trypanosoma grayi is the source of this 399-nucleotide messenger RNA. RefSeq lists its product as hypothetical. The transcript has a single exon. Lineage: Eukaryota; Euglenozoa; Kinetoplastea; Trypanosomatida; Trypanosomatidae. The record is from RefSeq and is a predicted model, not a curated record. Bases 1 to 399 code for a protein of 132 amino acids.